AUGAUUACUUUUCCCGAAGCCCCUCGUGUAGAUGCUAAUAAUUUUGAGCUGCGAAUACCCCUUAUACAAAGGGUUGAGCAACAUCCUUUUGCAGUGGCAGCAUUCCUCGAUAAGUACUAUCCACCGGACACCAUUCUAAAGUUGAAGAGCGAGAUCUUCAAGUUCAUUAAAGGCCACGACGAGCCUCUCUACGAGGCCGUUGCUCAUUUAAAAGGCCUCUUCCGCAAGUGUCCCAACCAUGGUUUCACCGAGGACCAUCAGAUAGGCAUACUUUAUAACAGUUUUAAUGAACAAAUCUGUGCUAUGUUGGAUUCAGGGGCCAACGGAGGGUUUCUGCUGAAGAGUGGACCGGAAGCCAUGGCAGUGAUAGAGGAGUUUGGCAUCAACAACAGAGGGUGGUCAAAGGAGAGACAUAGCUCGCGAAGGGCAGCAGCCAUCAAGGAGGCCGAAGAUAAUUCUUUUGCUAAGGAAUUGGCCGAGCUUAGAGUACGGGUUGAUCAAAUGGACACGUCAAGAAGAGAGGAUCCGGUUCCACCGGCCUUCGUCAUAGGGGUCACCAAACCCGACACUUCUCCCGCUCCCACCGAGGAUGUCAACUAUGUACAACAAGGAGGCGGAUUUAAUGUGAGCAAAGGUGGGGUAGUUGAGACCGUAAAGAAGGAGGAGAAGUAUGACCAAGGGAUAAUGAAGAUUUGGGAAGUGCAAGUGCAAGACAGAAAGACCAAUGAUACCAAGAUUGGGGUCGUUGAAGCAAGGUUGAACAACCUCGAGGCCGAAAUUAACACCAUUGACACCGCCGUCACCAAUAUCAAGAAUCAAAUGGACCAAGUCCAACAAAAGAUAGCGGAGGAGAAGGCAAAGGCAGCAGCACGAGUGGCCGACAUCAACAAAAAGUGGGUUGCAAAGAAGAAAAUGGGCGAUGUCAGCAACUCCGGGGCGAAUUCUGGAGUCUGCCCUACGCCCAGCGGACUGCUGCACACGCCGCAGCGGGCAGCUGCCGAACAGGCAGAAGCACCCGCCAAAGAUGGACUCAUGCGGCACAACGGGAUUGAAAUUCCUAGGUACACUAAGCUACUAAGGGUGGCCGUGUUGAAGAAGAAGAAGCUUACCAAAGCCGACCUUAAGUUGCAUCAUCACUGCAGCGAAAUCAUUCAAAGGGAGAAGGCCUUGAAGCAAAGAGAUCCCGGCCAGUUCAUCAUUAGGUGCUCAAUUGGGCAAGGAAUGGUUGACAAGGCUCUCUGCGAUCUAGGAGCGAGCAUAAACAUCAUGCCACCAAAGUACUAUGAAAAGCUCAACAUCGGGCCACUCAAAACAUCGGAUGUGAUCUUAAGGUUGGCCGAUAACUCUGCAAUCAAGAUGGUGGGCAUGAUCGAGGAUGUGUUGGUAAAGGUAGAUGAUUUUAUUUUCACUGCCGACUUCAUUGUUCUUGAUAUGAAAGUAGAUAAGAAUGUACCUCUAAUCUUAGGCACAGAUUUUCUAGCCACAUCCAAAGCUCUUAUUGAUGUAGGUAGGGGUGAGAUCACGAUUAGUGACAACGUUCAAAUCCACCUACAAGAUAAAGAGCAUAAUGCUUAA
Messenger RNA from Salvia splendens (bonfire salvia), 1575 nucleotides. RefSeq lists its product as uncharacterized. Bases 1 to 1575 code for a protein of 524 amino acids. NCBI's taxonomy places the organism in Eukaryota, Viridiplantae, Streptophyta, Magnoliopsida, Lamiales, Lamiaceae. The transcript has 4 exons. The record is from RefSeq and is a predicted model, not a curated record.